AUGAAAGAUUUUGAGUUCUUUAAUACCAAUAAUAUCAAAGGAGAUGAAAAUUGGAUAGAAUUGGAUCACGAUGACACUGAAAAUAAUGUUUUUGGGUUGGAUGUAUACAAUAACAAUGAUAGUAACAAAAUAUCAUACAACAACAACAACAACAACAACAACAAUAAUAAAAUACCUGUUUCAAAAUCAAUAUCAUCUUUUGAAUCUGCCUCUAUCAUCUCACAUUUGGGGGUUUCCAAUAGGUUUGGAAAUUCUUUAUUAAACGAACUGGAUGAUAGAGCUAGAUUAAAAGAAGCAGAGUUAAACCAAGAAAAUAAAGAUGUUUUUAAUAAUAGGGAUUCUUUCUCUGCUAUGGGUGGUACAACCCUUGGAAGGAGAAAAAAGAGAUAUAGUGAUUUACAUAAGAAAAGAUUUCAAAAUAUGGCUUCUAUAGAUGCCAAAUAUACCGAAUCACUUGAUAAUAAUAAUGGAAUAAUAUUAAAACAACACAAAAAACAAAAUAAUAUUGAUAAAACUUACAUCUCAACUUUUGAAAAAUUGCACCAACUAGGAGAUCCAGCAAAUAUUAAUCAAAAUAGUAAAAAAUCUAAUGAUAACUCGGAUAAGUAUCAAUUUAAUAAUAACGAUUCAAUGAACAGUAGUGAUAGCGAUAAUAACAAUAACAGCAGUUCAGUGAUUCUUAUAGAUAAUACCCAACAUAUACUGGAUUAUAAAAAUAGAAAAAUACCUCAUAGUAAUUAUAAGGGAACUAGUAGCUCUGCAACGGCCAAUAAAAGAAUGAUUUCUUUGAAAAACCAGUAUAAUUACGAGCAUAGCUUGCCCUUGAGGAAGCAUGGAAUUUCCUCCACUACUGUUGAUGUAGAAAGAGAUAUAUAUAUCAUAGAUAAUGAUGGAAAUGCUGAUGCUAUAAAGGAGGACAUUUUUCAACGUGGUGAUAUUCAAAUAUACGAGGAACAAACAAGUACAACUAUCUACAAUAGCGAAAACAAUAAUACCAGCAGUAACAGUAUAGAAUCUUCCAUUGAUCUGCUCAGUAAUGAUGGUGAAAAAAGAAGAGAUUCUAGGAGGUUGUCUAAAAGAUUAAAUGAUAUAGAUAUUGUUAGUUCGAAGAAAAGGUUUAGAGAUUCAAAGGGAAAAGGAAGGGAAAGUGAUGUUUUUAUAAGUCCUAUGAAAGACAUAACUAAAAGAAUUCAAAGGUUAAGACUAAGUAUGAAUAGUAAUGGCACAUCAAUGACUAAGGAAAAGAAUAUUAAUAAGUAUAACAAUAUGCAGUUAGACAGUGCUCAUAAUAAUGAUAAUUUUAUUGGCAAUAGCAGUGACAAAAAUGAUAAUAAAUCCAUAAACAAACUUAAUCUUAAUUAUGAAUCAAAUUUAAUUAUGAAUAGGGACAUAACCAGUUUUCCUUUACAUAUUGGAAAUACCGCGAAUGGUGGUACAGAUAUACACGACUUCAAGUUUAACAUAAAUACUAAUGGCAAAGUGCCUGUAGCAAUAUCUGGAAACAAUAGUGGAAAUAGUACCAAUGGCAAUGCAGUGGAACAUAUUGGCGCUAAUGCUUUUAAUAUGAAUGUCAGUAAUAGGAGCAUCAGUAACAGAAGUGUUAGCAAUAGAAGUAGCAGCAAUAGAAAUGCAUCAAGAACUUCUGGUCAAACCAGAAUACCCAGCUUUGCCAGACCCACUUUUACUUCCCAAAUUAAAUCAGAUACUACUAACAAUGAGUAUGGCACUUUGGAUCCUGGCAGAACCCAAUCCCAUUUUUGGGAAGUUGCUUCAAAUAAUAUUAAAAAUAAUACAAACGCUAAAACCACUAGUGAUAUUGUAUUCAGGAAACCUCUUUACAACUCCACGAAAACUGUUGUUCCACUGUCCACAAAGAAAAAGCCAUCUAUAUCUAGAACCUCCUCUUUUCAUUCGGUUAGCACGAACGACAGGCCGCUUACCCCGCCGCAACAAAAAAUGGAUGUUAAUUUAGCGCCGCUCAAUCCCAACCUGAACAACAGUAAAGUAACUUCAGCAUCUAGCUCUGGAAGCAUUCGGCAUUUAGAGAAUUAUCCAAGUGUUUUUGAAAGGCUUUAUAACACAAGUACAUUUGCAUACAGUAAUAAUCACAAUUUUGGCGCAAUUUCUACCGAUACAACUAUUAACAACGAUGAUAACAACAAUAGGUCACCUGGUAAAAUCACUAGAAGCAAAACUAUGGGAAGUAUUGAAAGUCCAAAGAAAAUUUCAAGUUCCGGCUCAACCAAAUUAAAUGUAAGAAGAAGUCAAACCACUAAAAUCCCAAAAAGCUUAUCUGCUCGUAAUUUAAUUAGUGAAUCUGCAUCUAGCAACAACGUUGCCGGCAAACCUACAUGGAAAUAA
Messenger RNA from Saccharomycodes ludwigii, 2361 nucleotides. It is a transcript of the gene SHE1, whose product is annotated as She1p. Lineage: Eukaryota; Fungi; Ascomycota; Saccharomycetes; Saccharomycodales; Saccharomycodaceae. The record is from RefSeq and is a predicted model, not a curated record. Gene Ontology annotation, molecular function: microtubule binding. The coding region runs from base 1 to 2361 and encodes 786 amino acids. Gene Ontology annotation, cellular component: microtubule cytoskeleton. The transcript has a single exon.